This is a messenger RNA of Exophiala mesophila, 2463 nucleotides long. RefSeq lists its product as uncharacterized. The record is from RefSeq and is a predicted model, not a curated record. The coding region runs from base 362 to 2182 and encodes 606 amino acids. The transcript has 4 exons. Lineage: Eukaryota; Fungi; Ascomycota; Eurotiomycetes; Chaetothyriales; Herpotrichiellaceae.
UGCUGACCUAUCCUGUCCCCAUGCCGCUCUGACGCAUCCCAUCGUCCUUCUCCUCAUGCAUUGUGUGACCCCCCCUCCUCGGCGGAAUUAAACAAAACUCCUCCGUCCAUUUAUUAAUCCCAAAUGCUGUCCGUUUCGUCCACUCCUCUCUCUUAAUCCCGUGUUUGCAAUCCGGUUCAUACCAGUGAACCCUCUUUAAUUCCUUGGGAAGGACUCUCACAUCCCCCAACUCACCCUGUACCUUCACCCUAUCCCCUGUCGUCCAUCGCUUGCGAGGCCGGUAUCCUGAGUCCUAAGGCGACGAGGAGUGAAGAAGCCGCGUUAGUUCGUCCCAAUCGCCCUGCCCAACAGAGCGUUCCCAAUGGCUGUCUUCAGAGUCCGCGUAGCAGUAGCGCUACUUCAGUUGGCGUCGGUCGCUCUCGCUCACGGCGAUGACCACACGGAAGCCAAAGCCGGCGUCAGCCACGGUGACAUGUCCAACAUGCCUCAAGAGCAUAGCCAGAACCAAACAAGUGGAAAGGAGAUCAACAACUUCGAUGCUCCGAGUUACUAUGGACUGGAAUCACAUAGUAACUUGAUGCUGGCUCACAUCGUCCUUAUGGUCAGCGCCUGGUUCUUCGUCCUCCCAUUUGGUGUUGUCUUCAGUGUCGCAAAAUCGAGAUUUGCCCUUCCUACCCAAUUCGUGUUUCUCGUCCUUAACGGCCUGGGUGUAUUGUUUGGUACCGUGUACAACGUCAACACGCCAGACCUGUAUGUGAAUAAUGCCCACCACAAGAUGGGCUGGAUAGCAACCUGGGUCAUGACUGCUCAGGUCGUCAUGGGCCUGCUCUUCACCUACGCAGGCCGUGGCCAAAAAGCUUCAGGGUCUGCAAGCGAGCGAGAGGUCUUUUUGCCUGGUUCCGUGGCAAGCGCAAAGCACUACACUGUCCGGCCCUAUGCCGACCAUCGUUGGUCAGGGGACAGUGGCCAGGGCACUGAGUGCUCUUCAAAUUCGAACAGCAGAGAUGUUUCUCCAACGGACCGGUACCGUAGAGAUACUUUUGAUGACUUUGAGAAGCCCGAACCAAUAGAUCCUGAAGAUGAUGACGCCUCAUCGCAUUCGGACUCACCUCGAUUGACAUCUCGGGCUAGCUGGUUUCGCUUUGCGCCCGCCGAUAAGUGGCUCUCUGCGCGCAUGCCCAACAUGCUUUCGAAGAAGGCCCUUUCCCUCUUGAACUUUGGCUAUGACGCCGUGGACCGGAUCAUCCUCCCAUUUGGCUUCGUCGUGCUCACCUCUGGAGGAGUUACCUAUGCUGGCAUAUUCCGUGGCGAAAACAUCUUUGGCGGUCUGGCGCACUUUAUAAAAGGGGGGAUCUUUUUCUGGUAUGGCUUGUUGACUCUGGGUCGGUGGAUGGGCUGCUUCGCUGAACUUGGCUGGGCCUGGAAUGUCAAGCCAGGCCGUCACGAAGUCAGCCAGUGGAAGUUCAGCAUGCCAUCGGCAGAAUUCGUCGAGUCCUCGGUCAUUUUUGUGUACGGAUGCACAAAUGUUUUCCUUGAACAUCUGGCGGCCUGGGGAGACGCGUGGACCGCUCAGGACCUCGAACAUGUGUCUAUCUCCAUCAUGUUCUUCGGUGGUGGCUUGUGUGGUAUGCUUGUCGAGUCCAAAGCCGUUCGACGAUGCCUCAAUUUUUCAGUGGAAACCUUACCUGCUCAGUACAACGUCGAGGCCAGCGAGGCUCAUGAGUUGCGACCACAACCCCGAACAUAUGGCACAUCUCUCAACCCAUUGCCUGCGCUGAUUAUCAUGCUGUUGGGGAUCAUGAUGUCGGCACAUCACCAAAGCUCCGUGGUUUCGACCAUGGUCCACAAGCAAUGGGGCAACCUGCUGGUGGGUUUCUCCUUUGCUCGUAUGGCAACCUACCUCCUCACCUAUAUCUCACCGCCGACCUCCCUCUAUGCCUCCCGCCCACCGACCGAGCUCGUCUCUGCGUUCUGUUUGAUCUCUGGUGGACUCGUCUUCAUGGCCAGCAACAAAGACAUUGUCCAUUAUAUUGAGAGCGCAGACCUGAUGGCCAUGUUUGUUUUCACCGUGGUAAUGGGGUUGACGGCAUUCAUCAUGUCCUACGAGAUCAUUGUGCUCAGCCUGAAAGGCUGGGCCGCACGAAAGGAGCAAAAGGCUGCUCCAAGUGCGAUCCCGCAGUAAAAUGAAGCUUGAUGAGAUGAACUUGGAUAAGAGGAGGAAAUGACACACAUGGAUAUUCUCGCCAUCAUUCUACCGUGUGGCCUGCGUCAUGGUUGCGCCGCCGCAACGGCAAGACAGUUGUUAACGACAUUUUUCUCGUUGCUUCACAGAGCAACUGUACGCCAUGCCUUUCUUUGCACGAUACCCAGAGGCGUCGGUUCUCCUCAACUCUGCAUGAUACCCUUGGUUGGAUCUGGUCACUUUUCAUUCAUAGACAGUAAUGUUAAUAGUCUGAACAAUGC